This is a messenger RNA of Kickxella alabastrina, 316 nucleotides long. RefSeq lists its product as uncharacterized. The record is from RefSeq and is a predicted model, not a curated record. The annotation marks the transcript as partial. Lineage: Eukaryota; Fungi; Kickxellomycota; Kickxellomycetes; Kickxellales; Kickxellaceae. The transcript has 2 exons.
GACGAGGCUGCAUGUAAGACCGAUGUUAAAAUCGAUAAGCAGCCGGCUGUCGGUGCUGUUGCCCAGACCAGUGACGGAGAGACCGGACAUGUGGCUUGGGUGACAAAGGCUUCUGGUAAUCAGGUUACUGUUGAGGAGUACAAUUGGGACGUUGAUGAGGGGUAUGCCACACGCAGCGUGUCAAAUUCAGAGUUUGAAUAUUACAUCCAUCUCAAAUAAUCAGUGAAUUAUCAUUUGUUUUUAAAAACAAGCCACGCGCUACUUUAUAAAAUGACCCAUUAAUUGAAUCUGCGAGGCUGUAUUUGCAAUUUUAAAG